AUGGGAUACAAGGCGAAGAACAAAUCCAAGGACAAGGCUAAAGCGGCCUCAAAGGGAUCUCAUCAAGAUUCAUCCCGCAGUAAUCCCACUGUUCGUCAGGACAGAAAUCCCACCAAUAUCCCUGUACAAAUUCAUGAGGACGAUGAUAAAUAUGGGUAUGGGCUGAAAUCAUCUAAACCUGGUGCAUCCGCUGUGGAAUCUCCAGAUUUGAAUAGGAAAGAAUCGGAUGAUUCCCAGCCUGCUUCUUCUUUACCUGGUGUUCCGGAAUCCCCUGACUCGAACAAAAAGGAAUCAAAUGAUGGCAACCCAGUUGCUUCUCAAACUUCUGUUCUGGAACUUCCCAAUUCACAUCAGAAAGGUAUCAGCACUUCUGCUACUCAACCUAGUGCCUCUCCUGCUGCACAAUCCCCUGACCUGAUUAAAAAAGAAUCAAAUGAUCCCAGCCCUGCUGCUUCUCAACCAGGUGGAUCUUCUGUUCUGGAAUCCCCGGAUUUGAAUAAAGAUGGUAGCUACACAUCUGGCAAUGGAGCUGAAGAGAAAAAAAUGGAGAAGGAAACUUUGAUCUCAAUGGAAAAGAAAGGGGUAGUUGAACCAAAUGGGACUAAAUGCGCAAUCUGUGAUAUUGACAAACCGACUAGGUACAUGAAACAGGCUGCUAAAUGCGGACACCAAUUCUGUUUGGGAUGUUUCAACAAUUAUGUUCUUGGAAAGAUUCAGGAAGUCUUGGAUCCCAGUGUGUCAUGCCCAAAUAAGGAGUGCACUGAAAUCUUGAGUGACGAUGAAAUCUUGGCUCUUCUUAAUCCAUGUACUAAAACGAAAUGGCUUCUUGUUCAAAAUUAUCAGGGAACAAAGGAGAUCGAAGCCAAAGUCACUGCCCUUUCAUCCAGUGCUCGAAAAUGCUUGUCGAUGAUUGACAAUAUUCCUUGA
Molecule: messenger RNA, 927 nt
Organism: Oldenlandia corymbosa var. corymbosa
Lineage: Eukaryota; Viridiplantae; Streptophyta; Magnoliopsida; Gentianales; Rubiaceae
Source: the annotation of a GenBank genome assembly